Molecule: messenger RNA, 2145 nt
Organism: Babesia microti strain RI
Lineage: Eukaryota; Apicomplexa; Aconoidasida; Piroplasmida; Babesiidae
Product: Aldo-keto reductase (Fragment)
Exons: 10
Coding region: 1-2145 (714 amino acids)
Source: RefSeq, a predicted model, not a curated record
AUGUCAGUGUAUUCUUGGCUUCUACUAAUUCUAACUCUCAGUAGAACAAUUUCAGCGGCAAUUAAACUUGAAAACAACCAUUCCGAAUGUAGAAAUGGAAAAUAUACAGCCUUUUUGCGGGAUCCACCGAAAUAUUGUUAUGGUUUCAACAAAUUGCAACAACACAUAUUAUAUUCGGACGUCAAUGAAGACAUAGAUAACAUCAAAUUAGCGGAGGAAAUGGAGGAAAAAACGCGCUUCUACAUUAAACAUGAGGAUAUGGAGGUGAUGGAGGAAUUUCAGCAAGAUGAACUGGCCCAAACCGGAAAUUAUCACAAGGAGGAAUAUCUUAAGGGUUUAAAGUGUUGGAACAGAUACCGAGAUUUCUUUCCAGAGGAGAUAACUAUAGAACAAUUCUAUGCCAAACUUAAACAGCAACCACUAAGGCCAAUAAGAGUUGCUAACAAGAUAAUCCACGUCUACGAAAUGGGAUAUGGUAUUCCUUGGUAUUUACCUGAGUCGGAAUAUGAAAAAUUAGCAGAAUUGAUUGGAAGUAAUGAAGUAAAAUAUGUGGAUGUGGAUCAAUUCGAAGAGUUCAAAACACAAUGCCACAACUUAGGCGGAUUUUUGCACCAAGGAGGAUUUGUCGAAUUGUCAAGUGAAAGAUCUGCCAUGCUUCCCUAUGUAGAGAUUGUUAGUGUCAAAAGAAAUUUGCCAGAUAUGAACUAUGAGAUAAUCCUAAAGGACACAAAGCGAGAUGUAUUAUUCAAAUAUUACCACUCCAAGCCCAAAAUGCAGCCUAGCAAUAUGAAAUACCGGCCAUACUUCCCCAAACCUUUGUGGAACCCAAUUAAAUAUGAUUUUUACCAACGAAAGACACUUGAUGAUGAUAUUUUCAGGCAACCUAGAGUUGAGGAUUUAAGGGCUGAAAAAUUUAGUUCCGUAAACUUUAUGAAAUGGGAUCCAGAAAAAGAUGCUCCGUGCGGUUUUUAUAGGACUUAUCAAAAUUUUUGGCCCACGACAUAUACAGCUGAAAACAAGGAUUUGCCUAGUGUUAAAUAUCGUAAAUUAGGCAAUAGUGACUUAUCAGUUUCUGAGGUUGGAUUGGGGACUAUGACUUUUGGCAAUUCCGCUAAUAAAGAAACGGCAAUUUCACUACUAGAUUAUGCGUUUGACCGGUUUCAAAUCAACUUUUUUGACACGUCAGAGUUGUAUCCAUUGCCAGUGACGAAGGAUACAUAUGGCCGUGCUGAAAAAAUCUUAGGGGAAUGGAUUAGGAAAAGGGGUCAAAAUGACCGAGAUAAAAUGGUAAUUGCCACCAAAGUGGCUGGGCCUAGCGACCGUCUCGGUUGGAUUCGCUCUGGUAACCUAGCUAGUACCAAAUUGACUUACGAACAGAUUCUGGAUUCUGUGGAUAAUUCGCUAGAUAGACUUGGCAUAUCGCACAUAGACUUACUGCAAUUCCAUUGGCCAGAUAGGUACUACCCGAACCAAUCAAAUCCGGACUAUGAAAAUGUGGUCUAUGAUACUAGGAGAUCGUCGGGAGACGAUUCAAAAUACUAUAAUUCCGUAAUCACUGCCGUUAAGGGACUGAUAAAAAAUGGAAAAAUUCGCGCUUGGGGCCUAAGCAAUGAAACCCCCUGUGGAGUACUCAACUUUUAUCGUGCAGCCAUGGAAUUAGACGCACCACCUCCGGCAUCUGUACAACUCGAGUACAAUUUGCUAGCUAGAAAUGAUGUAGAGAAGGGGUUUGUCGAACUUUCACGGCCCCAAAAUACAGGAAUUGGAUUAGUGGCAUAUUCUCCUUUGGCUGGCGGAUUACUUACUGGCAAAUACUUGGAAUUUGUUGAUGGCACAACCAACGCCCGGUUGAUCAAAUUCCCAUCUUACAUGGCCCGCCUUCGGGGUUCAAUAGCCUCAAGGGCUGUGAAAGAGUACUAUGACAUAUCACAGGAAUACCGCUUGCCAAACCUCACGGUAAUGGCCCUCAGGUGGGUCUAUACCAGACCCUUCAUUAAUGCAACGCUCAUAGGGGCCAACGAUUUAUACCAGCUUCGUGAAUCUCUAUAUUGCGUAGACGAAGAGCUUCCAAUGACCGACAUGAUGGAGCGACAUAUUAAUCAGGUCCACUGGAAAUGGAGGGAUCCCAUCCGUAUCAUACAAUGA